AUGUAUAACAAGCUGCUAGUCUUGGGCCUGACGGCCGUGUCUUUGGUAUCCUCUGCGCCAGUCGAGCAGCGUGCUUGUACUGGUCCAAAUAUCAACGCCGCCACCAUCGCCCUCAUCAAGGAAUUCGAGGGCUUCGUCGCAUCACCUGCUCCUGAUCCUAUCGGUCUUCCAACCGUCGGCUACGGGCAUCUUUGCCAAACUUCAGGAUGCGGGGAGGUGCCGUACUCGUUCCCACUCACUGAAGCUUCAGCAACCAGCUUGCUCUUGAGCGAUGUCAUAUCUUUCCAGCAAGGCGUUACCCUUACUACCAAUUCUGGGGUUGUUCUCAAUGAGAAUCAAUACGGCGCUCUCGUGUCCUUCUCCUUCAACGUCGGAAACGCCAAUUUUGCAAGCUCGACAUUGCUUCGACGAAUGAAUGCCGGAGAGGAUGAGUUGACGGUUAUCGAAGAAGAGCUUCCCAAGUGGAAUAAGGCGGGCGGGCAAGUCUUGCCCGGACUUACAAGGCGUAGGAGUGCCGAAAUUGCGCUUGCUAGACAGAGCGGUGGGGCCGCGCUGCCAGUGGGCUGCUGA
Periconia digitata is the source of this 570-nucleotide messenger RNA. NCBI's taxonomy places the organism in Eukaryota, Fungi, Ascomycota, Dothideomycetes, Pleosporales, Periconiaceae. The record is from the annotation of a GenBank genome assembly.